Manihot esculenta (cassava) is the source of this 5113-nucleotide messenger RNA. Its product is annotated as SAC3 family protein B. The transcript is spliced from 16 exons. Gene Ontology annotation, biological process: mRNA export from nucleus. The record is from RefSeq and is a predicted model, not a curated record. Gene Ontology annotation, cellular component: transcription export complex 2; nucleus; cytoplasm. The coding region runs from base 255 to 4994 and encodes 1579 amino acids. Lineage: Eukaryota; Viridiplantae; Streptophyta; Magnoliopsida; Malpighiales; Euphorbiaceae.
UAUAUCGUUUAGCUAUUGCGGUCCUAUGUUGGCCGCCGCCGAAAGGAUUAAGCGACGUCGUAUAAGUCUCUGAAAUCAUUCGCCUCCAGCUUGCUGCUUCUACUAGGAUCAGGCUAUUCGAACGGCAAAGUUCCAGAAAAGCAUCACCUGCUGCCUUUUAUGGAUUCGCGCUUUGGGAACCAAUUGUUCUCGAUCGAUUAAUAGAAGAAAAAGAAGAAGAAGCAGAAGCUGCUGCAGCAGGAGGAGAAGGAGAAAUGUCGGGAUUUGGGAAGCAUUCAGGACCAUCAGGACGGCCGUCACCGCAACCGCGUUUUGGGGACUUUCCUCGCCUUCCUUCCCCUUCUCCUUAUCCUCCUAAAUCACCUCCUUUCUUCCAUUCUAGCCCCGUGCCGGCUUCUAGGAGUCCUGUAGCUACAGAGAGAGUGCUGUCACCACCAUUGUCUUAUGAAGGCUCCAGUCUCGCUGCUAAUGCUUCCCAAUCUGCUGGAAUUCCAAGAACUGGAGGAUUUUCUUGUGAUAGUAGGAGACCAGAAGCUCUUGGAAGAGUUCGCUCACCUCCUUUGUCCUUCAAAAGCACCCAUCCUGUUGCAAAUCCAUCUUUUGGGGCCCACAGGUCAACUUUGUCACCUUCUCAAUGGGUUAACGGCCAGAGUUCUCUUUCUAAGGAUGAUGACCAAACGAAUCUAACACCUUCUGCAGUCGCUUCAUUUGUUGCUUCACGCAAUGCUGGAACUAGUGUUACAGCUAAGAUUUCUAGAUUUCCAGAGAUAAAGAGGACCAGAUCACCUCCUUCACAAGCUUUGGAUGAAGAUAUUUCUAGAAAUCCCAGACAAACUUUCCUUCAAAGGCCUGCUUUGUAUCAGUCUGAAUGGGAUAAUCAGCACAAGUUGAUGAAUAAUUAUCCGAAUCUAUUGGCUCAUCAAGACCAUUCCCCAGUCUCUCCAUUUGAAGGUUCUCAUGGUUCUGCAAGAAGUUUUGUGAAUGAUGAUGCAGAUGUCCAUGUGCCAAAGCAAGCUAGAUCACCACCUGUAUCACCAGCAGAUGGAGUUCUCCAGAAGGAAACUAGAAGGUCUUCUACAUCUCCUCCUAGGUUGGGUGCUAGGUCAAAUGCUUUUUCCAGUACAUCUGGUUCUCAAAUUUCUCAAAAAAUCUCUCCAUCUGCCAACACUACUGCUAUUGAAGCUGCUCCCACCAGAAACACCAACUACUCUGUUGCAAAAAGAACACGGUCACCUCCUUUUCCUGCUUCUGAUAAAGCCUUUCAGGGAAACUCUUAUUCCGAUCAAGAUGGUGCUGAACGAGAAAUUCAAGCCAAGGCAAAGCGAUUAGCUCGCUUUAAGGAAGAAUUAGGUGAAAAAUUUGAAAAUAGAACAGAUAUUGCUGAAAAGAAGGUUUCUGCAAGUGGACGUGAGCGAUAUAUAAUUGAAAAGCAAAAAUUUGCUGGAAAUUACUCCAUGGAAUCAGGAGGGGAUUUCUCCAAUGGUGAUAUUUCUUCUGAUUGUGAUGGCUUGGGAAGCUCCGGUAUCAUUAUUGGGUUGUGUCCAGACAUGUGUCCCGAGUCGGAAAGGGAAGAACGAGAAAGGAAAGGGGAUCUUGAUCAGUAUGAGCGCUUGGAUGGUGAUAGAAAUCAAACUACCAAAUUUCUUGCUGUUAAGAAGUAUACUAGAACAGCAGAGAGGGAAGCAAGUCUUAUACGUCCCAUGCCUAUCCUGCAGAAGACUAUUGAUUAUCUGCUCAAUUUGCUGGAUCAACCUUAUGAUGAUAGGUUUCUUGGCACAUACAAUUUCUUGUGGGAUAGGAUGAGAGCGAUCAGAAUGGAUCUGCGGAUGCAGCACAUUUUCAACCUGGAGGCAAUAACCAUGUUGGAGGAAAUGAUACGGCUUCAUAUAAUUGCUAUGCAUGAGUUGUGUGAAUACACAAAAGGAGAAGGUUUUUCCGAGGGAUUUGAUGCACACCUAAACAUCGAACAGAUGAAUAAGACUUCAGUUGAACUGUUUCAAAUGUAUGAUGACCACAGGAAGAAAGGAAUUAAUGUUCCAACGGAACAAGAAUUUCGUGGUUAUUAUGCACUUCUGAAACUAGACAAGCAUCCUGGAUAUAAAGUUGAACCUGCAGAGCUGUCACUGGAUCUUGCAAAGAUGUCUCCAGAGAUAAGGCAAAUGCCAGAAGUGCUAUUUGCUCGUGAUGUAGCAAGGGCCUGUAGAACAGGUAAUUUUGUUGCCUUCUUUCGGCUUGCAAGAAAAGCAAGAUACCUUCAAGCAUGCUUAAUGCAUGCCCACUUUGCAAAGUUACGAACUCAGGCACUUGCUUCUUUGCACUGUGGUCUACAAAAUAAUCAAGGUCUCCCUGUUGCCCAUGUUGCCAAUUGGCUUGCAAUGGAGGAAGAAGACAUUGAAAGCCUAUUAGAACAUCAUGGGUUUUCUAUAAAGGAAUUUGAAGAGCCAUAUAUGGUAAAGGAAGGCCCAUUUCUCAAUGGUGACCAGGAUUAUCCUACCAAGCGUUCAAAGCUAGUUCAUCAGAAAAUUUCUAGAAGGAUAGUUGACGAUGUGUCACCUACUUCUCAAGUGGCUUCCUUGCCUGCUCAAGCAUCCAGAGAAAUUCAGCUGCCAACGGUCUGCAAGCAUGACAAGAAACCUGUUGCUUCUACUUUUAUGGAGAGAAAGGGUUCAACCCACGCAGUUGAUGAAGAAAUGCCUGAUUUUCAAGUUGUUUCAUCUCCAAAAGUUGGCACAAAAUUGCAGCCAGUAAUUGAUACGUCAAAAGUUGGUCAACAAAGUCAAGAAGAUCGUCGGGUGGAAGGUUCCUAUUUCUCUCCAUGGGGCUUCUCUUUGGUCCACAGCCCCCUGGUAAACCUGCCUGCUAAAUUUAACGAGGUGGAGAAACUAAAUGAUAACAUUCUUUCCAGCAUCUCUCCUGAGAAGAAGAUGCUAUCUGGCAUGGAAGACGUUCCACUGCAAGUUGUGUCAAGAGCCUCUUUGCAGGAAAUAUCCCCAAGUGCUAAAUAUGGUUAUGUUAUGGAGAACAAGGUCCCUGUUGUGGUUUGUAAUGAUACAAAAGAUGAACCUCCUGAUAAUCAUGAAAUGGAAAAUGAUGAAGUUUUGGAAAAUUACGAUGAUGAAGUUGCUCAGGCAAAGCUCAAGCUGAUCAUUAGAUUAUGGAGGCGGCGUGCUUCAAAACAAAGGGAACUGCGUGAGCAAAGGCAGAUAGUAGCAAAUGCUGCACUUAGUUCAUUAUCAUUGGGACCACCAAUUCGAAAGGCCAAAGAUCAACUGAGCACUACUACUGAGUUUGAUAUUGAGCAUGUUAUGAGGGAGAGGUAUGAAAAGCAUAAACAAUCAUGGUCGAGCCUGAAUGUAUCUGAUGUCAUUGUGGACAUACUCGGCAAAAGAAAUCCUACUGUUGGAUGCCUAUGCUGGAAAAUUGUCUUGUGUUCUCAGCAAAACAAUCAAGGAGACAAAGUGGUGGCAGCAGGCCCGUGGUUGCUUUCAAAGAUCAUGCCUUCUAAAAAAGAUGACAAUCUUCUAAUUUCAUCUUCUGGUAUGUCAAUAUGGAAAAAAUGGGUUCCCAGCCAAUCUGGAAAUGACCUGACCUGCUGCUUGUCAGUUGUUAGGGAUGUUAUGUUUGAUGAUUUGAAUGAGACAAUAGAUGGAGCAAGUGCAAUUUUGUUUGUUGUAUCUGAAAGCAUCCCGUUGAACACACAGAAAGCCCAGUUGCAUAACCUGCUUAUGUCGGUACCUUCUGACUCCUGCUUGCCCCUCCUGAUCUUAUGUGGCUCUUGCAAUAUAAAGGUUUCAGAUCCUUCCUCCACUAUAGUUAGUGAAUUAGGUCUUCAUGACAUUGAAAAAUCACGGAUAAGUAGCUUUCUCAUUGUUUUUCUUACUGGAGAUACGGAGAAGGAAUACUUGGAUGGCUUUUUCAGUGAUGAGAGAUUAAGGGAAGGACUAAGGUGGCUGGCUAGUGAAUCCCUCGUGCAACCUGAUAUUUGCUGUAUAAAGACUCGUGAACUGAUUCUAACCCACUUGAAUCCCUUGUUGGAUGUCCUUGAUAAGAAGAGUGUUCAUGCAUUAGAUCCAAAUCACUGUAUUUCAGCCUUCAAUGAAGCGUUGGAUUGGUCUCUGGGGGAAAUUGCUGCUGCUGCCAAAUCAAAGCCCAUCGGUUGGCCUUGUCCUGAGAUUGCUUUGCUGCAGGAGUCGUGUGAUGAGCAUAUGGUGGUCAGGUGGUACUUGCCAAGCAUAGGAUGGAGCUCAGCAGCAAGAAUUGAACCACUUGUGUCUGCGUUAAGGGAAUGUAAACUUCCUACUUUUCCUGAUCCUAUAUCGUUGUCUGGGAAAGGUGCUAAAUCAGGUGAAGAGAUUGAGAACCUGAAAUCACAACUCGAGAACUGCUUGAUCCAUUACAUGACUCAAUCGAGUGGAAUGAUGACACCUAACUUGGCAAUAAAAGAGGCACAGGUAAUGCUGCAAAAAUGUGCUCGACUUGAGCUCCAUGACUCAAGCUACUAUAUUAUUCCAAAGUGGAUCUCAGUUUUCAGACGGAUUUUUAAUUGGCGGUUAACAAGUUUAUCCAGUGGUGCAGUCUCCUCGGCCUAUGUUUUAAGGCAUCAUCAUGUUGAUCCGACUCCACUUAUUCUUGAUGAGUUUGGGCUAGAAGGAAAUGAAUCUUUGCCAUACAUAAAUCAACCUUCUUUAGAUGAAAUAAUUGUUGGCUGUACUCCCCUUGUACCAACAAGGGAUGAGCCACAGCUGGAAGCUUUCCAACCUCAGCAAAGGAGAGUCUCAAACGGUGAUGUGUGUGGGGCUGGCAGAACAAAUGACUUGAUGGAGGAUGAAAGCGCUUCUGCACAGUUUGACAGAGAUAACCAUGUAAACGCUGGCGGUGUUGAGGCGACGGUUGCUGGCCAAACUACUAAAGAAGCUGACAAAUUAACCAAGUUGUUGGAACAGUGUAGCAUAUUGCAAAAUUCCAUAGAGGAGAAACUUUACAUUUAUUUUUGAGAAUUUAGAAAUGAGUUUGUGCUUUGUAAAUAUCCAUAAUUUAAGAGAGUUGGCCGACUCUACCAUUGUAGUGUUUGUAAUCCUAUUCAAGGAAAUAGUAAAAGCUCCAUUUUGUUCAA